AUGUUCCUUUGCGCCGUGACUCGUCCUCGAGGGGACUGGGAUAGCAAGAUCGGCCUUUGGCCCAUUGUGGAAACUUACGUCACGCAGCGAGCAAGUUGUAACCGCGCGGCUGGAGUUGAAGAGCUCCGUUCUGUGGCAAUCUCUCGCGAGGUAUCGCGCCAAUUGCUGCUCGAAAAGGUUAUACCAGCAAUUAAGGCGAAGUGGCCGCAAGAAAAAAAGGCCGUUCUAAUCAAGUUGCAGCAAGAUAACGCUCGGACGCAUGUCGAUGAAAACGAUCCCAUCGUCCUGGCUGUGGGAUGCUUCUUUUCCAGCAUCCAGUCUCUACAGUUGCGCACGAGGUUGGGAACAACAGAAGAUCUCAUUGCUGAAGUAACACAGGCCUUUGAAGCUAUGACUACCGACACUCCGAACAAAACCUUCCUGACCCUGCAAAUGGUAAUGACGCAGAUCAUGAAUCAUGGCGGCCGAAACGACUUUCGCCUUGGUCACAUGCAUAAGGACAAGCUGACCAAUGCCGGCACGCUACCAAUCAGCCUACCUUGUGAUAGCCAGACGCUCGUUAGCGCCCACUUCGACAUGGAUAGACUAUCCGCGCUGGAUACUCCUUCACCGCCUGCACAACCACUUCUUGUUCCUCCGCUGCACGACGAAAUGCCUCCACCCUCGCCCUCUGAGCUAGAUCCUUUUCUUUUCUUGUAG
Molecule: messenger RNA, 699 nt
Organism: Phytophthora nicotianae INRA-310
Lineage: Eukaryota; Oomycota; Peronosporomycetes; Peronosporales; Peronosporaceae
Exons: 2
Coding region: 1-699 (232 amino acids)
Molecular function (GO): nucleic acid binding
Source: RefSeq, a predicted model, not a curated record